AUGGAAUCCGUACUUACGCGCCUCAACCUGACGCUCGACAACAUGACCAGUCUGGGCGCCAACAUGCGGCAGGGACUCAUCGAGCAGUACAGCAACAACCGGAAGGUGGACGAUCCUUGGUACCACAUCCUGAUCGUUAUGUACGGCACCCUGAUCGUGUUCGGGGCAACCGGCAACAGUCUGGUGGUGCUGGCCGUGGCCCGAAAGCCCCAAAUGCGGACGGCUCGCAAUAUGUUCAUCGUUAAUUUGGCCGUUUCCGAUCUGUUGCUGUGCCUGGUCACGAUGCCGCUGACGCUGGUGGAGAUUCUUACCAAGUACUGGCCCAUGGGGCGCCUACCGUUUCUGUGCAAGUCCAUCGGAACGCUGCAGGCGACAAGCAUUUUCGUUUCCACCAUUUCGAUUACCGCCAUUGCAUUAGAUAGGUAUCAAGUAAUAGUGUAUCCAACGCGCGAUAGCCUCCAGCGAUGGGCAGCCAUCGCGAUACUGACCGGCAUCUGGAUCAUUUCGAUAGUGCUGGCUUCCCCGAUGUUCAUCACUCGCCAACUGAUCCACUACGACGUCAAUCUGCCCAGCCUCGGUAUCGAGUACGUGUCGUACUGCGUCGAGGACUGGCCGAUCAGCUACGGCCGGGUGUACUACUCGGCGUUCACCCUGUGCGUCCAGUACGUGUUUCCGAUCCUGAUCGUUUCGGUGGCGUACCUACGGAUAUACCUGAAGCUAAAGCAUCGCCUCGUGGUCAGCACCACGACCGGAACGGGUCGGGGUCGGCCGAGUGGCAAGGAGGGCCAGCCACUGCGGGAACGUGAGCGUGGGCGCAGGAUGCAGCGCACCAACUAUCUGCUGAUUAGCAUAGCGCUAAUCUUCGGCGUCUCGUGGCUUCCGCUCAACCUGUUCAACCUGUUCGCCGACCUCUACGUGCACGCGAUCACGCAGGAGAUCAUGGUGGCGUAUGCUAUCUGUCACAUGGUCGGCAUGAGCUCGGCCUGCUCCAACCCGCUGCUGUACGGGUGGUUGAAUGAUAAUUUUCGGAAAGAGUUUAAUGAGCUGCUCUGCCGAAAGGACAACGGUGGCCCUGUCGGCGGCGGCGGCAGCCACUCGAAUGGCCGAGCGAACGGUGGACUCUCGGGCGGAGACCGGCGGACCGCCUCCAGGAUGCGAUCUGCACGAACUGCGGCCGGUAGCCGGGGGACCGGCGCGGCCCAGCACGGCGGCCCGGACGACAGCCUUCCGGAAGUAACGCAGGUGGGCGCAGGGGCAGCAAUGCUGCAAGACUCGGGGAUCACUGAGAACGGGGAGCACACCGAACUGACCGAGCUGAUGCCCUGA
Anopheles cruzii is the source of this 1326-nucleotide messenger RNA. RefSeq names its product neuropeptide F receptor (gene NPFR). Gene Ontology annotation, molecular function: neuropeptide Y receptor activity. NCBI's taxonomy places the organism in Eukaryota, Metazoa, Arthropoda, Insecta, Diptera, Culicidae. Gene Ontology annotation, cellular component: membrane. The record is from RefSeq and is a predicted model, not a curated record. The transcript is spliced from 3 exons. The coding region runs from base 1 to 1326 and encodes 441 amino acids. Gene Ontology annotation, biological process: G protein-coupled receptor signaling pathway.